GCGACUUUCGCACCUAGAAGCCAUGGGUUCCUGAUCGAAGACAUUUCUUUUCCCAACCCCCCAUUCCAAACAGCGCAAAUGUCUUCGACACGGAUAUCACCAAUUUUGGAGGCGUGGUACAAGUGGAAGUCGCUCAGACUGCCAUGGCGCAAACGCUUCCUCGUCGGCCGUGACCUGCAGGGCUACACUUUCUGGGAGUUUCGAGAGUCCCGUGGAAACGGUCCCGGCCGCUUCCGCCGCAUCGUCAACUAUCCCCGAUCAACCUACCUCUCCGACGUGAAGGUGUCGCCGCUGUGGCAUCAAUGGCUGCGCUACACCAGAGAAGACCCCCCGACACUCGAGGAACAAACAAGAGAGGCAUUCCGACAGGAGCGGAUGAAAGUCUUGUCCGCGCAGGCCGACGCGAGAUGGGAGGCAAAGCCUAGGCUUACCGAUGCCCCAGGUCAACAGACCGGUCAACCUCUGCCGUCUAUGAACACUGCGCAGUCACAGCCCACAGCGCUAGAGCUGGAAGCGGCAAAUACGAAUGCGAAGACGACAGAACCGCCAAAGGAGGAGGCUAAACCUGCGACUGAUGCGAAGAAGAAAUAUGGCAAGGACCCUUGGGCGAAAGCCAGUGGACCAAGCGAGGGCUGGCAGCCUGAAGCUUGGGUGCCGCCAUCAGGAAAGAAAUAAUGACUUGAAAGACGGCAUGCAAACUGUGUAUUACUAGACGCCGGAAGGAAUCUCCGCACAUGUACCAACAAUAAUUUGAAACCGGACCCGGCUGUCGAGUCCAUGAUGUCGGCAUCGGUACCGUUGGCUCAGAA
This is a messenger RNA of Colletotrichum phormii, 809 nucleotides long. RefSeq lists its product as uncharacterized. Bases 79 to 675 code for a protein of 198 amino acids. The record is from RefSeq and is a predicted model, not a curated record. Gene Ontology annotation, biological process: mitochondrial respiratory chain complex I assembly. The transcript is spliced from 2 exons. Lineage: Eukaryota; Fungi; Ascomycota; Sordariomycetes; Glomerellales; Glomerellaceae. Gene Ontology annotation, cellular component: membrane; mitochondrion.